GCGGCUCCUCUGCUCCCCAGGGCGGCACCGGCGGCAGCGGCGGCGGCGCGGAGGAGCGGGGGACCGGCCCGGCAGCACUGAGCCCGGCACCGCCUGCCCUGCGAGCGGACGAGGCGAGAGCGAGCGGGAGAGAGACGGCGAGCGGCGCUGCGUCCCCCCCCUCCCCCUCAGCACCCCGGCGGACCGACCGACCCUGCCCGAGGCGCUGCUGCGGCUCCCCGGGGACACGCCGCCGCCUCGGCUGCCCCGCUCCCCGCCGCGUCCCUGCCGGAUCCCUGCGGAGGACACGGAGCGAGCCGCGGGAUCUGCCCGCGGAUCCCGCUGCGAGCCAGGCACACAGACUGUCGGGUUUCCCUCCUCCCUCCGUGAAAGACUUGGCUGGAUCCUCCUCCCCGGCUGCCCUCCCCGCGCUCGCUCCUUCCUGCGGGAGCGGCUCGGAUCCUCCUCCCGCCGCGGAUCGCCCGCGGGGUCCCUGCGGAGCCGCGGACCCUCCUCCCCCGGCAGAGGCACCGCUGGAUCCUCCGCCCCCCCGGCGCUCCCGGCGGGAUCCUCCUCCUGCCCGCAGCCCCAUGUGAGACUCCGCAUCCCCCCGUGCCUCCGCGCUGCUGGUUUCUUAUUAUUUUUUUUUUUUUUUCUUCUCCCCCUCCUCCUUUUAUUUUGAAGGGGGGAUCCAUCUUAAAACUCUUUUCUGGAUCCCAGAUUCUCUUUUUUGAUUUGCACUUUUUGAAAAACCCUCAGAUGCUCCUCCAUGUGGACUGAGAACCCAUCAAGACACACACACGAGAACUCAUCCCGAUCAACUCCAAAUACUGGCUUUUCGUGGGUUUUGCUGCAACACAUAAAAGCAAACUUGUAUUUAAGACACACUCGUGCAAAAAUUUAGCUGGGGACUUGAACGUGUAUUUUGGUUUCUUGAUCUUGGUUAUUUUUUUUGUUGUUUUUUCUUUUUUGCUUCACUGGAAAUCAGAAGCUUGUUUUGGAAUUGGACCUGCUUUUGCUGCACUUCUCCUCUGGGCUGGAUAACACUGAAGCUCUUUGCUUUUCUACUUGGAUAGUGUUUUGCUGUUGAUCUGUUGGGUUUUUUUUCAUCUCCUGUGUGGCAGACUUUUUUUUUUUUUUUUUUUUUUUCCCUGAGGGGGUUAACAAACGACAACAACAACGAAAAACUUAAUUUUUUUGGCCGUGUGAGAUUUUUUUCGUAUUCAUAUUCGUGAAAUUACGGGUACAUUUACAAAAAAAAAAAAAUUGAAAAAAGCAUUAAAAAUAAGAAAGGAACACGUCAGAAAGACCCCUACACGGUAGACAAAAUACUCACUUGUUUCCUUACAGCAAGACUGAAUCGAAAGCUGCCAAAGAGCCCCAUAAAGAAAAGACUAAAAGGGAGAAAGAACAAGAAACACAAGAAGAGGAACAUUUGAUGGAAGAAAAGAAAAAGAAAAAGCAGGAAGAAAAGAAAAAGAAGGAAGGUGCUCAGAAAAAGGCUGCUGAACAAAAAACCAAAGUGCCAGAAGCUGUUAAGAGCAGUUUAAGCCAGCCCCAAGCUGCGGGUACCGGUCCCAGUACUUCCACCAGCACUCUCAGCAGCAGCAGCAAUGGCAAGCGCGCGGCUGCCAACGGGCAGCAGCCUGCGGCGUCCCGCUACCUGCCCCGCGAGGUGCCUCCCCGCUUCCGCCAGCAGGAACACAAGCAGCUCCUAAAGAGGGGGCAGCCACUGCCCGCCGGGGCUGCAGCCAGCCCUCCUCCUCCUCCUCCUCCUCCUCCUCCUCCUCAGCAGGGACAGCAGCAUCCCAGCAAGACCCAGCCAGAUCUCAGCCACAGUGGAUUGGGAGACCAUUAUGAGAAUUCCCACUGGGGACAGCAGCCCGCUUUCAGGAGUGAAGGCAACUGCAGCUGGGAUAAAGUGAUAAUAGACAGGACUGACAAGGAAGCGUGGCCUUCCAUUACCGGAGCUGAGACUGAGUCUGCCUCAGAAUGUACUACAGACACUGACUCUGCCUCCAACUGUGGCUCAGAGAACAGUAGCAUGGCUACAGGGAGUGCCCAAGGCAACUUCACUGGACAUACAAAGAAAACUAAUGGCAAUAAUGGCGCCAACGGAGCACUCGUCCAAAGCACUUCUAACCAGAGUGCCCUUGGAGCUGGUGGAGCAAACGGCAACGGCGGCUCGGCCAGGGUGUGGGGGGUGGCUGCAGGCUCCAGCUCUGGCCUAGCUCACUGCUCUGCCAGUGGUGGGGAUGGAAAGAUGGACAACAUGAUGGGAGACGGUAGAAGUCAGAACUGCUGGGGUGCUUCCAACUCGAAUGCUGGCAUUAAUCUUAACCUUAACCCUAAUGCCAAUCCAGCUGCCUGGCCUGUACUUGGACAUGAAGGAACUGUGGGAGCAGGCAACCCUUCCAGUAUUUGCAGUCCAGUCAGUGCCAUAGGUCAGAACAUGGGCAACCAGAAUGGGAACCCAACAGGCACCUUAGGUGCUUGGGGAAACUUGCUGCCGCAAGAGAGCACAGAACCACAAACGUCCACUUCUCAGAAUGUGUCUUUCAGCGUACAACCUCAGAACCUUAACACUGAUGGACCAAAUAACACUAACCCCAUGAACUCUUCACCAAACCCUAUCAAUGCAAUGCAGACAAACGGACUGCCGAACUGGGGGAUGGCCGUGGGCAUGGGGGCCAUCAUCCCGCCCCACCUGCAAGGCCUUCCUGGUGCUAACGGAACAGCGGUUUCUCAAGUCAGCGGGGGCAGUGGUGAAGGAAUGGGCAGUUCAGUAUGGGGGAUGUCCCCAGGUAAUCCUGCCGCAGGAAACAGCAAUUCUGGGUUCAGUCAGGGGAAUGGAGACACUGUGAACUCAGCAUUAAGUGCUAAACAAAACGGAUCCAGCAGCGCUGUGCAGAAGGAAGGGAACGGAGCGAACGCGUGGGACUCGGGGCCCCCCUCCGGCCCCGGGGUCCUGGCGUGGGGCAGGGGCGGGGGCGGGGUUGGCAGCGUGCACUCUGGGGCCUGGGGCCACCCCAGCCGCAGCGCCAGCAACGGUGUCAACGGGGAGUGGGGCAAGCCCCCAAACCAGCAUUCCAAUAGCGACAUCAAUGGGAAAGGAUCAACAGGGUGGGAGAGCUCGAGCGUUACCAGUCCAAAUCCUGCCAUGCAGCAGGGCAAUGAACAAAUGAACUCUUGGGCCAAAGCUGCAGCAUCUGGCACCACGGCUAGUGAAGGAAGCAAUGACAGCGGUGGGAGUCAAAAUGAAGGCAGUACUGGGAGGGAGGGGGCUGGAGAGGGCAGGAGGAGAGACAAAGGGAUGAUUGACCAAGGGCAAGUUCAGUUGCCAAGAAAUGACCUUGACCCCAGGGUCCUGUCCAAUACGGGGUGGGGACAGACCCCUGUGAAGCAAAACACUGCCUGGGAAUUUGAAGAGUCCCCAAGGUCUGAACGGAAGAAUGACAAUGGAACUGAGGCCUGGGGUUGUGCAGCUACUCAAUCUUCAAACUCAGGGGGGAAGAACGAUGGGUCCAUCAUGAACAGUACAAAUACCUCUUCAGUAUCUGGGUGGGUCAACUCUCCACCGGCAGCUGUUCCAACAAAUACAGGUUGGGGAGACAAUAACAACAAAGCACCAAAUGGCCCAGGGGGGUGGGGAGAGUCAGCAAGCUCUACUACUGUUAAUAAUGCUGCUGCUGCCAAAAGCGGCCACGCUUGGAGUGGGACCGCAAAUCAGGAGGACAAAUCACCUACCUGGGGUGAACCUCAGAAACCCAAAUCUCAAAACUGGGGAGAUGGACAGAAAUCAAAUCCGAGCUGGACUUCGGGAGGUGGAGACUGGACAGAUUCAUCAUCUGUUCCUGGACACUUGGGUGAUGGGAAGAAGAAUGGAUCUGGAUGGGAUUCUGAUAGUAGAUCGGGGUCUGGCUGGAAUGAUUCCACAAAGUCUGGGACCAGUGGGUGGGGGAACGGCACAAACAGCAAGGCUAAUACAGGUACAAGUUGGGGGGAAUCUUUAAAGCCAGGCCCCCAACAAAAUUGGGCUAAUAAACCCCAGGACAACAAUGUGAGUAACUGGGGAGGAGCUGCUUCUGUAAAACAGACGGGGUCAGGGUGGGUUGGUGGGCCAGUGCCAGCCAAACAAAAAGAGAACUGUGAGGCAACUGGCUGGGAAGAGCCAUCUCCACCGUCCAUUCGCCGCAAGAUGGAAAUCGAUGAUGGUACCUCAGCUUGGGGCGACCCAAAUUACAACAACAACAAGACUGUAAACAUGUGGGAUAGAAAUAAUCCUAUAAUUCAGAGCAGUACCACAACCAACACCACCACCACUAGCACCAUUAUCAACACCAACAUGGUUGAACCUCAGCCAUCGCACCAGUCAAGUGCCCAGCCAAACCGGUCCCCGCUGCUUGGCCCAGCAGGCUGGGGAGAGAUGCCUGCUGUCCACACCAAGAGCGAAGCUUCCUGGGGAGAGCCCUCCUCCCCUUCUGCUGCAGUUGAUAAUGGCACUUCAGCCUGGGGGAAGCCCCCCAGCAGUGGGACCGGGUGGGGAGAGAAUCCUGCCGAGCCAGCAGGGACCUAUGGAAGAACAAACGCUCCAGCUGCUGCCCCAGCACUGUGCAAACCAGCUUCAAAAUCUAUGCAAGAAGGCUGGGGCAGUGGUGGGGAUGAAGUGAAUCUCAGUACUAGUCAGUGGGAAGAUGAAGAAGGAGAUAUGUGGAAUAAUACUGCUUCACAAGAGAGCAGCUCCUCCUGUAAUUCCUGGGGGAAUGCCCCGAAGAAAGGACUUCAAAAGCCCAAAACAAAUCCGCGCUUGUCCCUUGGUACUUUCUGGAGAACUGAAAGGAAGAGACUUCUUAAGGAUUUUGUGAUAGAAAAGCUGCACAGAGAUCUUUUAAAGGGCAUGAAGACAUCUAGCAAGCAGGAUGAGGCCUGGAUCAUGAACCGUCUGAUAAAACAGCUCACAGACAUGGGCUUCCCUAGAGAGCCAGCGGAAGAGGCCUUGAAGAGCAACAGUAUGAAUCUUGAUCAGGCCAUGAGUGCUCUGCUGGAAAAGAAGGUGGAAAUGGACAAGCGUGGAAUGGGAGUGACCGACUAUAAUGGGAUGGUCACCAAACCCCUUGGCUGCCGCCCACCACCAAUCUCCAAAGAGUCUUCCAUGGACCGCCCCACCUUCCUUGACAAGCUCACCCUUUCUUUCUCCAAUCAGGAUGGCGGCCUAGUGGAAGAGCCCACUACUUCACCAUUUUUGCCUUCACCAAGCCUGAAGCUCCCCCUUUCAAACAGUGCACUCCCUAAUCAGACCCUGGGCGGGAUUGCCUCAGGGCUGGGCAUGCAAAACUUGAAUUCUUCUAGACAGAUACCGAGUGGCAAUCUGGGUAUGUUUGGCAAUAGCGGAGCAGCACAAGCCAGGACCAUGCAACAGCCGCAGCAACCGCCAGUGCAACCUCUUAAUUCAUCCCAGCCUAGUCUUCGUGCUCAAGUGCCUCAGUUUCUAUCCCCUCAGGUUCAAGCACAGCUUUUGCAGUUUGCAGCAAAAAACAUUGGUCUCAGCCCUGCACAGUUAACCUCGCCAAUUAAUAAUCCUCAGCAUAUGACGAUGUUGAACCAGCUCUAUCAGCUGCAGCUGGCGUACCAACGUUUACAAAUCCAGCAGCAGAUGUUACAGGCUCAGCGUAACGUUUCCGGACCCAUGAGACAACAGGAGCAGCAAGUUGCACGUACAAUCAAUAACAUGCAGCAGCAGAUCCAGCAGCACCAGCGCCAGCUGGCCCAGGCCCUGCUUAUGAAGCAGCAGCCUCCCCCUCCACAUCUAUCUUUGCACCCCUCUGCAGGCAAAUCAGCCAUGGAUAGCUUUUCACCCCAUCCCCAGGCUCCCGGCCUUCCUGACCUGCAGACCAAAGAGCAACAGUCUUCACCGAACACCUUUGCUCCUUACCCUCUUGCUGGACUGAACCCGAACAUGAAUGUAAAUAACAUGGACAUUACUGGUGGUUUGUCAGUGAAGGACACUUCUCAGUCCCAGUCUCGCCUUCCUCAGUGGACACACCCCAACUCAAUGGAUAAUCUGUCUAGUGCUGCUUCUUCUCUUGACCAGAACUCCAGCAAGCACGGUGCUAUCCCUGGAGGUUUGAGCAUUGGUCCUCCAGGCAAGUCCUCCCUCGAUGACUCCUACGGCCGCUAUGAUCUGAUCCAGAACAGUGAGUCUCCUGCCAGCCCACCUGUAGCUGUUCCUCACAGCUGGUCACGUGCCAAAUCUGAUAGUGAUAAGAUUUCCAAUGGCUCCAGCAUCAACUGGCCACCAGAGUUUCACCCAGGAGUGCCAUGGAAAGGACUGCAGAAUAUUGAUCCUGAAAAUGACCCUGAUGUUACUCCUGGCAGUGUUCCUACUGGGCCUACCAUAAACACCACCAUCCAGGAUGUGAAUCGCUAUCUGCUCAAGAGUGGAGGUAAACUGUCAGACAUCAAGUCCACGUGGUCCUCUGGCCCAAUCUCUCACACCCAAGCCUCUCUGUCCCACGAACUCUGGAAGGUUCCCAGAAACACUACAGCUCCAACAAGACCUCCUCCAGGCUUAACCAACACCAAGCCAUCCUCCACGUGGGGUGCCAGUCCCCUGGGCUGGACCAGCUCUUCUUACUCCUCUGGUUCUGCAUGGAGUACUGACAGCUCAGGGAGAACAAGCAGCUGGCUGGUUCUUCGGAACCUCACCCCCCAGAUCGAUGGCUCCACACUGCGGACACUGUGUUUGCAGCACGGCCCUCUCAUCACAUUCCACUUGAACCUGACCCAAGGGAAUGCUGUGGUCCGAUACAGUUCCAAGGAGGAAGCAGCCAAGGCCCAGAAGUCUCUGCACAUGUGUGUGCUGGGCAACACGACGAUCCUGGCGGAGUUUGCCGGCGAGGAGGAAGUGAACCGGUUCCUGGCGCAGGGGCAGGCGCUGCCGCCCACCUCCAGCUGGCAGUCCAACACUGGAUCCACCCCCAGCCGCCUGGGCUCCUCGGGCAGCUCCCACGGGCUGGUGCGCCCCGACGCCGGCCACUGGAACCCCCCGUGCCUGGGGGGCAAGGGCAGCAGCGACCUGCUCUGGGGGGGGGUGCCCCAGUACUCCAGCAGCCUUUGGGGACCCCCCAGCGCCGACGACGGCAGAGUCAUCGGGAGCCCCACGCCCCUCAACACCCUCCUGCCGGGGGAUCUGCUCAGCGGGGAGUCCAUCUAGGAGACGAGCAAACAGAAUGGAAAUAACAAUCAUCAGCACUAAAGGAAAACAAAAAAUUAAAAAAAAAAAAAAAUUAAAAAAAAAAAAAGAAAAAAAAUGGUAACCCUUUCCAGUCCCGGGCUUGAUGAAGAAUCCAGCUUUAACCCAUGAGACUGGCAGCCCUCCUUAGUACCUCUGUCCAAUAUCGAAUCUGAAACUGCAGAAGUCCUUGUGAACUGUUCCUGAAACAGUAUGGGCUCCUUUGGUCAGUGUCACAUGCUAAUGACAGGUUUUACUUUUUUCAUGGCUUUUUUUUUUUGUUUGUUCUAUGUCGUCUUUUUAUGUUUGUAUGGUGAUUUUUCAAAACCAAGUAUAAAAGCUGCUUAGAAUAGGUCUAUCAUGAAGGGCACUUUUCAGAAUUUGGGCUGGAAAGGGUUAUUUUAUCAACUGGGGAGGGUGGGAAGGGGAAAUGAAAGCCUAUUUAAAUGAGCCUGUGACUAUUAUGCACAUUACAGAGGCGGACCCAAUAAUCAGAAAGGGUGAAGUGUGAUAUUUUACCAUUGGUACAGAAAAGUGACGAAUCCCAGUGGCAACUCUGGACUGUACAGGUUGAGAGGGGGGGAGGGAGGGCAGGGUUGGGGUAUCUCUGUGUCCACUACUCCCAUGGAUCUGCCUAUGCACAUUACCCUUGUUUCAUUACUUUUUCAUGUCAUUUUUUUUAAUCCCAAAAAAUAUAAAAAAGUAAAAAAAAAAAAAAAAAGAAUAAAAAAAAUCAACAAAGAAACAAAAAAAAAACUUUAAAAAAAAGCAACAAACCAUAUCAACAUGCAAAUACUUGAAUCCAGCAGGCCAAUAACAAAAUGUGAACACUUUCUAAGUUGAAUUAUUACACUUCCAGGUCAGCAUCAGUACACAAAAAACAGGCUCUAAGAAUUUUUUUUUUAAAGUUCAGACUCUAUGUUUUUGUUGGGACAGAUGUGAGUGUGUGUGUGUGUGUGUGUGUGUGCCUGUGUGUGUGUGUGCCCACGUGUGGUUUAACUCAACGUGUGAAGUUUUAUCCUUUGGUUCAGUAUAUGCUUUUUAUUUGCUCAUUGGUCAAAUGUUUAAUUGUUAUUAGCUUCUAACUUUGCACUGAGUGUCCGCAGCCCUUCUUGUAGCUAAUCCUGUAAUGGUUAAAAUACAGAAAAAAACAAAAAAACAAAAAAAAAACAAAAAAAAAAAACAAAAAAAAAAACAAGGAAAGAAACUGAUAGAAGGGGCCGGCGACAAUUCACGUGUAAAUGUUUACUCAAGGACUCUUAUUGCAUUUAAAAAAUUACAGUGUGUAUCUCUGGAGAAUAAUAUGUAUAUCUACCUUUAGCAGCUUUUUAUUGUGGACUAAUGCAAGAAAUUAUUACCGGAGUAUUGCACCAUUUUUCCAUUCGGAAUAUAAAGUUUAAAAAAAAAAAAAUACUCUUGUUGAACUGUGGCCAUAGAUAAUUGUAAAGAGUUGAUAGUUCCCUUGCAAGCAGGAACAGAAACAAGCACUUGGACAUAAGUUUUGACUGCUUUUGGAGGAGCCAGGAGUUUUGGCUCCCACCUGUUUACAGACCUUUUUUUCUCCUUCAAACUUUAAAAUAAAAAAAGGAAUUUAAAAAAAAAAAAAAAAAAAAAAAAAAAAAAGAGAAAAAACAAAAAAAAAAAAAAAAAAAAAAAAAAAGACUUCCAUCGUAAAGAAAACUAUUUUCAGAAUGAAGAUAUGCUACUUCAGAGCUCUGGGAUUGAACAGUGUUGUUGUAUUAUCCUUUUCUUUGGCCAUUGCUGUGUACUAUUUUUGUUGUUGUUUUCCUCCUCUUCGUCAAAGUGGCGAAAACUUUGUGAUCACUAUCUUGCACAUGGUGGAAGAUGUCUCAGGAAAGCCGGGUUUCCCGAGGAGCAACUCCACACCAUUUCAUGUAUUUUUAAAACCCAACUCCUAGCACUGAAGAUAUUAUUAAAAAACAAAAUAAAAUUAAAAAAAAAGACAGUAAGAAAGAAGAAAAUACCUAAUCUAAUGUGUAGCAGUUACAUAUUUACCAAAUAAUGGACUCAAAAGAAAUAGAUGUUUGAAGAGUGCUUUAUAUAUUAAAAAAUCGCUUUAUGUUUAAAAAAAGAUCAAUGUUUUUGAUUGUUUUGAAAGGAAGAAAGACAAUGGAAUAACAUACACUUCAAGUAUGUUUUAAAAAUUAUAUGAACAUUGUGCUCCCUGCCUGCUUGGAUCAGGAAACUUGUGCAUUACAUUAUUUUUUUUUUUUUUUGGAAGAUUAGCUUUUUAAUGGUUUUAUCAGAUUUAAAGGGUCCUGCAAGAUUGCAAAUUAACAAAAGCUGGUUUUAUAGAGGAUCAUGAACUAUGCACAAACUGGGUUCAAGACUUGUUUUGUUUUUUUUUUUUUCCUCAAGUUUUAGUAGUGUAUUUAGCUGAAUAACCUUUCCUCAGAGUAAUUGCAUCUCAUUGCCAUUACACGCCUCCUACAUAUAUAUUUUAUAUAUAUAUACACACACACACUUAUAUAAAAUAUGUAUGUGUGUAUGUGCGUGUUUACAUACAAUUUUCCAUGCUGAAGUUUAGCAUUGAGUUGUAGAAAAACUCCUGAUAUUUUCAAAUUGGGAAUGAAAAUUUCUGUUGGAGGGGUUGGGGGGGGGGGGACAGGUGGGUUUUGUUUUUAGGGGCUUUUUUUUUUUUUUUUUUUUUUUUUUGCCUUUCCUUUUGAAUUAAAGAUGUCUGUAACUCUGAGAUUAAAAAGAAAACCAACAAUUGUGGCUUUUAAUGUUUAUUCUCCUCAUAGAAUGUGAUUGUUAAAAGAACAUGCACCGAAAGUUGCUUUCAAGAGUACGAAGAUUCUUUGAAACUUAAAUAAAUUGCAGUUUUUUCUUGGCUGUUGAAAUAA
Molecule: messenger RNA, 10077 nt
Organism: Oenanthe melanoleuca
Lineage: Eukaryota; Metazoa; Chordata; Aves; Passeriformes; Muscicapidae
Gene: TNRC6C
Product: trinucleotide repeat containing adaptor 6C
Exons: 23
Coding region: 1418-7192 (1924 amino acids)
Biological process (GO): positive regulation of nuclear-transcribed mRNA poly(A) tail shortening; miRNA-mediated post-transcriptional gene silencing
Cellular component (GO): P-body; nucleoplasm
Molecular function (GO): protein binding; RNA binding
Source: RefSeq, a predicted model, not a curated record